Messenger RNA from Microplitis mediator, 2515 nucleotides. RefSeq names its product acyl-coenzyme A thioesterase 13-like. The record is from RefSeq and is a predicted model, not a curated record. Lineage: Eukaryota; Metazoa; Arthropoda; Insecta; Hymenoptera; Braconidae. Gene Ontology annotation, molecular function: fatty acyl-CoA hydrolase activity. Bases 252 to 680 code for a protein of 142 amino acids. The transcript has 4 exons.
AUAUAUGUAUAUAUAGAGUUUAUAAAUACUUGAUAAUAUGCUUCAAAAUAUAAAAUAAGAAAAAAAUUUAUCCUAAAUUUUUGUUGAAAAAACUCGCGGGUUAUUCUUAUCAUAUAAAUAUAUAUAAAACCAAUUAUCACAUGUAUAUACACAUAUAUAAUAUAAUUAUUCUAUAGGGUAAAAUAAACUACUGCUUAUGUGCAGUAAAUAUAAGAGGUUAAAUACCAGCAAUCAGGAAUAAAAAAAUAUCAAUGGCAUCACGAGGACUUGAGUUGGUAAAGGCUGCGAUUGAGGGCACCAUGAAAAUGAAUCGAUGGGGACCAUAUUUAAAAAAUCUCGAGAUACUGUCAGCUGGAAACGGUCAAUGCAAAGCAGAAUUUACUGUCAAAGAAGAACAGUUGAAUUAUGGUGGUAGUCUUCAUGGUGGUUGCACGUGCAGUCUUGUUGACUGUGUAUCCACUUACGCACUAUUGACCCAUGGCAAAGGACAUCCUGGAGUUUCUGUUAAUAUGAACGUUUCGUUCAUGAAAGCUGCAAUGCCAGAUGAAGUGAUAAUAGUCGAAGCUAAAACUAUAAAACUUGGUCGUACAUUAGCCUUUCUGGACAUCGAAUUAUCUAAAAAAAAAGACGGCUCUCUGAUUGCCCGUGGAUCUCACACCAAAUUCGUAGGAUUUGAUUAAUUUAAAACUACAACUAAUUACUAAUUAGCUAAAAAAUAACUCAAUUGAACCCAACAGACUAUAUAUGUAUGUAUAUAUUUAUAUAUAUAUAUAUAAAUUUAUUAUAUAUGUACAGAUAAUUGCGGUACAAUUGCAAGCAUAACUGCCAAAUGAAACGUUUAUGUACAAAAAAUAAAAAAACUAAAAAGUAAGUGACUCAAUUAACAAAUUUAUAAUAAUAUAUUAUCAUAAUGAUUUUUAAUUUUUAAAAACGCAUGGUAUUUAAAUGCAUUAGUUAAGCGUAUACUUUUAAAUAUGUAAUAAUAGUAUCAACAUUCCUCAGAUUUUUAGAUAAAAGUUUUCUAAAAAUGCAGUCUGAUGUUACACAAAUGACAUCAAACUCUCGAUGGUACUGUUAGUACUCGCUAUUAAUUUCUUCAGAUGUUUGACACGCUCAGUUAAUUUAUUUACGAGUUUAUUAAGUAUUUUAGCUUCCUCUUUAACGUAAUCAAUCAUCUCCGUAACUCUGUUUUUAUCUAUACCCCCAGUGUCAAUAAAUUGCUGCUGCUUAUUGAAAACUUCUAAAUAUUUAUCAGCCGACGGUGACCUCGGCAAUCUGACUCUUGGUAAAUUUCCAUUUACGCUGGUGCAGGUCGAGUCUAAAUCACCGCAACACUCGGACCAGAAUCGCAGAUCAACUGCGGGAAUAUCCUGGCAGGACACGAUUUUUUCGGUCUCGCUGCCGCUAUCCUGCCUGUCGGGAAGAAUAAAAACAUUUCUUUGUAUCCGCGUGAUAUUGUCAGCAUUAUCGCAGAGAAUUCUGGCUAGACUUGACUGUUUUAUUUGCUGGAGCUGCUCGGGUUUGAAUGUCGAAGGAUUUUCGUACCACAGUCUAUCCGCGUCUCGCGUGCGUUUGAACUGUUCGAGAAGCAGACAUUUAAAAAGCGGGCCUACUUUAGCACCUGGUAGUUGAUCCUCAAGAAUACCACCGACCCAGACGUCAAUAUUACCCGGAUGUCCGUAGAGUUCUUGGAGCUUCUUUCUUACUUUAUCGCUGCUUAUUUCAUUGGCAAGAUCAUCAAAGCUAUCGAUCACUUGAUCUGCUGAUGACAAAUUGCAGUACUUUCUCCACUCAAGGUAACCAGGAAUACCGUGCUCGCGAGCUCGUUGAAUAUUCAUAGCAGCCAGAUCCAGCGCUACUGCAUGAGCUGUUCUGAAUAACUGUUCAGUCAACUCGGUAUUUAAAUUUUCUUCCGGCAUUUUAAGCUUCGCAGCAGUCAAGAACAUCCCACGUAAUAGAGGAUCGACUCCGCCCUCAUCGACUAAUCGCCAGGGUGAGAAAAAUGCAUCGCGUAGAUUAAGCGGCCCCUGAGGAAUGCUGGACAAAUCAUCAUUCAGUCUCUCCAACCUCGGCUGUAUUAUCGAGUGGCCAAAACGCAGCGCUGCUGUUGCAAAUACAUUUGAAAUACUGGCAUCUAAGUCCGGACUGUAACCAUUCCAGGAUCCAAUUAAUUCCUCAGUUGUCUUGCCGAAGAUAAUUGGCAGCCAAUGUUGAUAAGUGAUAUGCUGCAUUUGAGCGCCAACUAUUUUUCUCGCUUCCUGGUACAGACGUUCCCCGCUCCAGUGGCUAUUUAAUUCCCCUAGUAUCCUGGCAAUCCUGUUGUGUUCUCUCAGCCAGAUCGUGUGCAUCGCCAGCAAACCGACUUGUUCAUUAGCACGAAUAUCUCCAGCGACAAAACAAUUUAUUGAUGACUCAACAGGAUUUCUUCUGCAGUCAACAAACUGUCCAGGUGUCGUGUAGGGGAGCAGAGCUUUUUUACCCGGCAAAGUAACUCCUUCUCUCAGUAAUCCUCUGU